Lagopus muta (rock ptarmigan) is the source of this 1241-nucleotide messenger RNA. RefSeq names its product synuclein beta (gene SNCB). NCBI's taxonomy places the organism in Eukaryota, Metazoa, Chordata, Aves, Galliformes, Phasianidae. Gene Ontology annotation, cellular component: cytoplasm; neuronal cell body; axon terminus. Gene Ontology annotation, molecular function: cuprous ion binding. The record is from RefSeq and is a predicted model, not a curated record. Gene Ontology annotation, biological process: chemical synaptic transmission; synaptic vesicle endocytosis; synapse organization. Bases 106 to 507 code for a protein of 133 amino acids. The transcript has 6 exons.
GCCCGCCCCGCCGCAGCCCGGCCCGGCUCGGCCCGGCCCGCGCCGCGCCCCGCCCGUCCCCGUGUGCCCGCGUGCCCGUGUGCCCGCCACCGAGCCAGAGCCGCCAUGGAGGUGUUCAUGAAGGGCUUGUCCAAGGCCAAGGAGGGGGUGGUCGCCGCCGCCGAGAAGACCAAGCAGGGGGUGGCUGAGGCCGCCGAGAAGACCAAGGAAGGGGUCCUCUAUGUCGGGAGCAAAACCCAAGGCGUGGUGCAAGGCGUCACCUCAGUGGCCGAGAAGGCGAAGGAACAGGCGUCCCAGCUGGGCGAAGCGGCGUUCUCGGGCGCCGGCAACAUCGCGGCGGCCACGGGGCUGGUGAAGAAGGAGGAAUUCCCCGCGGACCUGAAGGCCGAGGAGGUGGCCCAGGAGGCUGUGGAAGAGCCGCUGGUUGAGCCGCUGCUGGAGCCGGAGGGGGAGAGCUACGAGGAGUCCCCACAGGAGGAAUACCAGGAAUACGAGCCAGAGGCAUAAUGGAACCCUGUCCUUGCCUCUUCCACCAGCAGCACAACGAACCGCCGGUAGCCCCCUGCUCCUCCCCUGCUGGCCCCGGCCAGCGCCCACGUGCCGGGGAGGAGCAGGGUUGCCCCUGCCCCGUUCGCUCACAAGUUCUUCCUCCAGUUCCGUUCCAAGGGACCAUGUCCAUGUCUCCGUACCGUGUCUAGCAGUGAGAACCCGCUGUGUCCGAGCCCUGCAGCCUCAGCGUGUGCCCAAGCCGUGGGCAAUGCCCGCAGGGGCUGCUGUGUGUGCGUGUGUGCGUGUGUCCGUGGUGCCUGGGCUUACAGCUCUGCCUCCCUCCCAGCGCCGUAAGCCCCGGCUGCGUCCCGGUGCGUCUGUGUGUGUACAAAGCAUGUUUACCUGCGCGCGGGCUGCUGUACAUUUUGCUUGCAUGCGUGUCCCUGAGGUUCUGCUCUGGUCAUCGUGGAACUGUUUUUGGUUUUGUUUUCUUUUUCUUUUUUAAUAUAUCUAUCUCUAUCUAUGGGUGGACGGGUCUUUCGCCUUUGUGAGCCCUCGGUAUCCGAGCCCGCUCCCCAGCCUGCUGGGUGGAGACGGUGCCUGCACCCUCCCCGAGGUCCUGUAGUGCUGACGCUGUGUUGUGACGUGGCAUGGAUAUCCCCCCACCCUCGUUGCUGGAUGUGCAAUACGAGUGCAGCUGCCAGUGACACAGCUGCCACCGUGUCCAUGAAUAAAGCCAACUCUUGUCUGUA